Molecule: messenger RNA, 10328 nt
Organism: Nannospalax galili (Upper Galilee mountains blind mole rat)
Lineage: Eukaryota; Metazoa; Chordata; Mammalia; Rodentia; Spalacidae
Gene: Pcnx2
Product: pecanex 2
Exons: 34
Coding region: 153-6533 (2126 amino acids)
Cellular component (GO): membrane
Source: RefSeq, a predicted model, not a curated record
CUCUGCGGGUCUGCGUUGUGGAACAUCUGCCCGGGACUGGGCGGCGGAGGCUGCAGCGGCGGUGGAGGUGCGGACCUGAGCCCAGGGUGCUGAGCCCCAGGGCUCGAGCAGUCUCUCUGCCUGGCCGCGGGGUUCCGCGGGGCGCUGAGGGCAUGGCGUCCCAGGUGCUGCAGCUGCUCAGGCAGGGCGUUUGGGCCGCACUCACUGGCGGCUGGUACCACGACCCUGAGCACAGCAAGUUCACUAACAGCUGCCACCUCUACCUGUGGCUGUUCCUGCUGCUGCUGCCCCUGGCCCUGCACCUGGCUUUUCCUCCAAACACUCUCACUGCACUGUUCUACUGUGGCUCUGUGACCAUCUUCUUUGCAGUCAUCAAGCUGAUCAGCUACCGCCUGCAUCUCAUGUUCGAUAAGGGAGAAGCAAUCCAGCACCAGCCCCCAAGAAAGAGAGACAAGACAAGGCCAGAGAGGGAGGCCAGCCACCAGCGCACUGCCAGUCACAAAAUCCCAAGCAAUAACAAGCAGAUUCACAAUGGCAAGAAGGAAGAACCCCUCGGAAACUUGCCCACGCCACCCCUCCGCUGCAGCUCCCGAGGACAAAGUGUCCACUCCCAGCAUUCCUUGGGACCAUUGGAGCUGCCAGCACAGGAGACAGUGGAAGACCUCAAAGGUGUUGUUCUGUCAGAGGAUCAACCUGAGGCAGCGAUGUCAUCUACCUCACCUGGCAUCAAGUCAGAACGCUUACCUGCUUCUCAAGUGUGCACAGCAGAACCCACACCCAGGUCAACUAGACUGAGGAAGCCAGUUACCACAGAAAUCCUCAUUGGUGGGAAAGGGAAGGAACCAGGCACUGUCCAGCAGCUUGCCCACCACAGGUCAGAGGGUGGUUUGGUGAACACAGGAACCUUGAAGAAUUUGCCACACUUGUCCUUGUCCCAGUACGACUUACUAGAAACUGAUGUUUCCUUCCAACCAUGGGGCAGUGAGAAUUCAGUCCUUGUUCCACAGCCCACUAGUCUCCACCAGGGCUCCACCAGGGCACAGUCACAAAGCAAAUCACCCCAAGACAGCCUGAGCAGCAGCUGCCGUCAGUGCAGCACAGUCCUGGCCAAACCCAUGGAGGAGGAGCUGACCCACACAUCCUGUCAGGUGGACCUGCCCUUGAACCAGGAAGUAGUUGACUCAGAUGGUGAGGUUGCUGUGACCCUAAUUGAUACCUCCCAGCCUGGAGAACCACUAAGUCUGCAUGAACCCAUUAAGAUUGUUAUUACCAUGAGUAGUGCCCCAAACUCCAUAAGUGACCUCGAGAGAUCCCUGCACCUGAAGGUGACCAGCUCAGACAAGACCAGCCAUAGGCCGGACACAGAACCAUCUGGCUCAGAAGACCCUGAGCAGGUCAGAAUUCCCAUGAUCACUCUCCAGCUAUCUGAGGAUGGAGGAGGAGCCUCUUGUCACAAAGGAAACAGAGGAGAAUGGACCCCCGAGAGACCAAAGAUGGAGAUGUCCCCAAGUCAUUGCUCUGACUAUGGGUCUGGGGAUGCAGGAGGUGACACCAAGGACUAUAGUCCUGCCCCAAGGUACCCUGGGGAACCAGAUCCUGUGCUCACACAGGUGGAUUCUGAGUCUAAGGGGAACAGAGAGAGCAAGACCAACCUUGACCCGGCCUCUUGUAGGGGCAGCCAUGAGAAAAGACAUGCCCGUGUGCUCAGUGUGGACAGUGGGACUGACGUCUUCUUGAGCAAGAGUUCCACAGAGGUGGUCAGUGACAGGGAGAAACCUAUCCCGACAUCCAAAUCAGACCUGGAGGCUAAGGAAGGACAGGUUCCAAAUGAGUCCAACUUCCUAGAGUUUGUCUCCCUGUUGGAAUCCAUCAAUACGGCCAAGGUGGAAGCCCCAGAUCAGGUUCAAAGCUCAGCAGAGCAGAAAGGAACCAGCCAGGGCCCUGAAGAUCAUACCUCACAGGGGACCAGAGAAGAAGCUGUGGAGAGUAAAAGGCCUGGUGGGCACGAUCCUAAGCCUGGGAAACCAGACUUGCCACAUGGAGACCGAGAGAAUACCAGCCCUGGGUCCACACAGCCUGCCAAGACCACAGCACUUUUCCAGGGCAGUCGGCAGAGGCAGAUUAUCUACAGAGUCACUUCCCAACAAGACAGCUCUAUGCUGCAGGUCAUCAGUGGGCCAGAAACCUCUGUACAGGAGAUGUCUGUGGAUGCCAUGCAUGUUUUCAUUGAUGAACACGGGGAAAUCAGAUCCUGUUUCUUAAAGUCUGGAAAUCAGAAAGAAGCCUCCUUGCAGCAUCUGCCCUCUAAUCAGGACUGUGUCUCUCAUGCCAGAGAGAUUCUGCUCAGCUCCUCAAGCACCACAACUUCAGACAGUCCAGAUCCAUCCUCUGGAGAUGCAGCAGUCAGUGCUCUCCAACAACAGCUGUUACUCAUGGUAGCUCGGAGAACACAGUCAGAAACCCCACAGCACUUGAGCCAGGAUCUUGAAGAUUCAUCACAUUCUUCAGCACAAGGAAAGUUUAACCAAGAGCAGUUUUACAAAUUCAUCAUUUUCCCAGGAAAGUGGAUCAAAGUCUGGUAUGACCGACUCACCUUAUUGGCACUAUUGGAUCGAACUGAAGAUGUGAGGGAGAAUGUGGUGGCCAUUCUGCUCAGCAUCCUGGUUUCCCUCCUGGGCUUUCUGACACUGAAUCGUGGCUUCUGCAGAGACCUGUGGGUCUUGCUCUUCUGCUUGGUCAUGGCCAGCUGCCAGUACUCCCUGCUCAAGAGUGUUCAGCCUGACCCUGCUUCACCAGUACAUGGACACAACCAAAUCAUAGCCUAUAGCAGACCAGUGUAUUUCUGUGUGCUGUGUGGUCUUAUCUUACUUCUUGAUGCGGGGGCCAAGGCCAGGCCCCCUCCCAGCUACGUCGUGUAUGGCCUGAAGUUCUUCUCCCCAGAGUCCUUGCAGUCAGUCAGGGACCACUUAAUAGUGUUUUUAUAUUGCUUCCCUGCCAUGUCCCUCCUCGGGCUCUUCCCACAGAUCAACACCUUCUGCACAUACCUUCUGGAACAGAUCGACAUGCUGCUCUUUGGAGGUUCUGCGGUUUCUGGGAUCACGUCGGCUGUGUACAGCGUGGGUCGCAGCAUCCUGACCGCAGCCUUGCUCCACGUCUUCUGCUUCAGUGCUGUGAAGGAACCUUGGAGUACACAGCACAUCCCAGCCCUGUUCUCAGCCUUCUGUGGCCUCUUGGUUGCGCUGUCCUACCAUCUGAGCCGACAGAGCAGUGACCCAUCUGUUUUCCUGUCCUUCAUUCAGUGCAAAUUGCUUCCUAAAUGUUUACAUCAGAACCUGGAAGAGUCAGCCACGGACCCUCUCCCCCAGAGGAUGAAGGAUUCUGUGAAAGAAGUCCUGAAAUCAGAUCUUGUCAUUUGCUCAGCAGCUGCUGUCCUCUCGUUUGCAGUCAGUGCCAGCACCGUGUUCCUGUCCUUACGACCUUUCCUCAGCAUUGUGCUCUUCGCCUUGGCGGGCUCCGUGGGACUUGUCACCCACCACCUGCUCCCUCAGCUCCGCAAGCACCACCCUUGGAUGUGGGUUUCACAUCCUGUGCUUAAGAGCAAGGAGUACCAGCAACGAGAAGCAAAAGAUGUUGCCCAUUUAAUGUGGUUUGAGAGACUCUAUGUUUGGCUUCAGUGCUUUGAAAAGUACCUUCUAUACCCAGCUAUAAUCCUGAAUGCCCUUACCCUGGAUGCAUUCUCCAUAAGCAACUACCGGAGGCUUGGUACCCACUGGGACAUUUUUCUGAUGAUUACAGCUGGCAUGAAGCUCUUGAGGACAUCCUUCUGUAACCCUGUUCAUCAGUUUGUUAAUCUGAGCUUUGCUGUCAUCUUUUUCCACUUUGACUACAAAGACAUUUCGGAGAGCUUCCUGCUGGAUUUCUUCAUGGUGUCCAUUGUGUUCAGCAAGCUCAGGGACCUGCUCCACAAGCUGCAAUUUGUCCUGGCCUACGUGGCCCCUUGGCAGAUGGCCUGGGGGUCUUCCUUCCACGUGUUCGCCCAGCUCUUCGCCGUCCCUCAUUCCGCCAUGCUUUUCUUCCAGACGUUCGCCACCUCAGUCUUCUCCACACCCCUUAGCCCUUUCCUUGGGAGCGUCAUAUUCAUCACAUCCUACGUCAGGCCGGUGAAGUUCUGGGAGAGAAACUACAAUACCCGGAGAGUGGAUAAUUCCAACACAAGACUGGUGGUGCAAAUCGAAAGGGACCCAGGAAAUGAUGACAACAACCUCAACUCCAUCUUCUAUGAGCACUUGACGAGGACCUUGCAGGAGUCACUCUGUGGAGACCUGGUUCUUGGCCGCUGGGGAAACUACAGCUCCGGUGACUGCUUCAUUUUGGCUUCAGAGGACCUCAAUGCCUUUGUCCACCUGAUCGAAAUUGGAAAUGGUCUUGUCACCUUUCAGCUUCGAGGACUGGAGUUCCAAGGAACCUACUGCCAGCAGAGAGAGGUGGAGGCCAUCAUGGAAGGUGAUGAAGACGACAGAGGUUGCUGCUGCUGCAAACCUGGCCACCUGCCACACCUGCUGUCCUGCAACGCAGCCUUCCACCUGCGCUGGCUUACCUGGGAGAUCACUCGCUCUCAGUACAUCCUGGAGGGUUACAGCAUCAUCGACAACAGCGCCGCCACAAUGCUGCAGGUGUUUGACCUCCGCAGGAUCCUCAUCCGCUACUACAUCAAGAGCAUAAUAUACUACCUGGUCUCAUCCCCCAAACUCCUCUCCUGGAUCAAGAAUGAAUCCUUGCUGACAUCCCUGCAGCCUUUUGCCAAGUGGCAUCACAUCGAGCAUGACCUUGCAAUGUUCAACAUCAACAUUGAUGAUGACUAUGUGCCGUGUCUCCAGGGGAUCACAAGAGCAAGCUACUGCAAUGUUUACCUGGAGUGGAUUCAAUACUGUGCUGGGAAGAGACAGGAGCUCUCGAAGGCCCUGGACCGUGUGGAUAGCGAUGAGGACUCACCUCUGGUGACACUGUCCUUUGCCCUGUCCAUUCUGGGAAGGAGAGCUCUGGGGACAGCAGCACAUAAUAUGGCCAUGAGCCUGGAUUCAUUCCUGUAUGGCCUCCAUGCCCUCUUCAAAGGUGACUUCCGGGUCACGGUGCGGGAUGAGUGGGUAUUUGCAGACAUGGAUCUGUUGCACAAAGUUGUUGUUCCAGCCAUCAGGAUGUCCCUGAAACUGCACCAGGACCAGUUCACCUGCCCUGAUGAGUAUGAAGACCCAGAAGUCCUCUACGAGGCCAUCCAGUCCUUUGAAAAGAAGGUGGUAAUCUGCCACGAGGGAGACCCGGCCUGGAGGAGUGCAGUGCUGUCCAACAGGGAGGAGCUGCUGACCCUGAGGCAUGUGGUCGAUGAGGGCGCAGACGAGUACAAGGUCAUCAUGCUCCACAGGGGCUUUCUGAGCUUUAAGGUCAUCAAGGUGAACAAGGAAUGUGUGCGUGGACUCUGGGCUGGGCAGCAGCAGGAACUAAUCUUCCUGCGGAACCGCAACCCAGAGCGUGGCAGCAUUCAGAACAAUAAGCAGGUCCUGCGCAACCUCAUCAACUCCUCCUGCGACCAGCCCUUGGGCUACCCCAUGUACGUCUCCCCACUGACCACGUCCUACCUGGGCACCCACAAGCAGCUGCAGGGUGUCUGGGGUGGGCCUGUCACACUGGACAGUAUGAGGACAUGGUUCCGGACCAGGUGGCUGAGAAUGCGGAAGGAUUGCAGUGCUGGGCAGCACAGUGGUGGCAACAUCGAGGACGCAGAUGGUGGAGUGACUCCAUCAGCAUGUGGCAGUAACAUCCCUAAUGGUGAGAGCCAGCGCAGCAGCACAGAACAACCCAGAAAAGGAGGUGCCCAGCACUGGGCCUCACCCCAUGGAGGGACUCAGAGGGCAGGCAGGAGGAAGGGCAGAAGCCAGUCUGUCCAGGCACACUCAGCCCUAAGCCAGCGGCUGCCCACUCUGAGCUCCUCUGGUCCCAUCCUGGAGAGCCACCAGGCCUUCCUUCAGACGUCCACGUCUGUGCAUGAGCUGGCCCAGAGGCCCUCAGGCAGCCGGCUCUCCUUGCACACCUCUGCUGCAUCUCUGCACUCUCAGCCACCACCUGUCACCACUACUGGCCAUCUGAGCGUCCGUGAGCGAGCCGAGGCACUCAUCCGGUCCAGCCUGGGCUCUUCCACCAGCUCCACCCUCAGCUUCCUGUUUGGCAAGAGGAGCCUCUCCAGUGCUCUUGUCAUAUCCGGACUCUCUGCCGCAGAGGGGGGCAACACCAGUGACACCCAGUCAUCCAGCAGCGUCAACAUCAUGAUGGGCCCCUCAGCCAGGGCCACUGGCCAUGCCACUCGGCACUUCUCUGAGCCAUGUGAAUCCACUGACACCCUAGAGCAGGGGCAGCUUAGAGACCGACGUCUGGACGAGGCUGUGACAGAGAACUUGGGAGUGCUGUGCCGGAGAGCAAGCCAGGAGGACAUGGGCCUGGAUGAAACGGCUUCCCAGCAGAGCACGUCUGAUGAGCAAUAGCAGAGCACACACCUGGUUCGGGAGAUGGACAGUCUCCACAGUUCCACCUUCAGAAUCAAAACCACCAGGCUCUUCCUGAGGGAAAAGGAGAGCUAUUCUAGAAAACAAUAACUUUAUCUCAGGUUCUUGAAAAUACUCUCACACGAUGGGGGUCAGGGAGAAGACAUCACAUUUCCUUCCCCAGACAUUGCACAAUUGGACAUUUCUCACAAAGCUGUUAUAUUUAAAACUAGAGCAAAAGUAGAGCCCACAAGUAACUCUUUCCUGCCCUGAUGAAAUUAGAACAGUUGCAUGCUAAUUGGCAUUUUAUACAUUAUUGCCACUGUGAGAGCGAGCAGCAACUCCCACAAGGCAGGCCAAAUGCAUCAGGUUAAGCCCAAAUAGAAAGAGCCUCGAUUUUUUUAUUUAUGCAGCUGUAAGUGCAAGCAAGCCGCAGCCUCACUAGCAAAAGCCUGACAGUGCAUUGGUCCAGAAUGAGAGUUUAGAAACGGAGAGUGGAGCAAGCCACCUCAGAAUGGUGUGUUUGGUCCUCCCGCAAUUUCUGGGCCCUCAGGAUCCCUGCGUGCUUCCCAGGGAUGCAUGCUCAUCUUCUUAGCUGAGAAGUAUUUGAGCACAUAUGCACACACCUUUGUUUUUGGAAUAAAAUGUUUACAGUUACAGCUGUCUCUGUCUGCUUCUUUUCUAACCAUGUCUCCAUUACUGUGAGAUGACUCUCGGGGCAAAUCCGGUGUCAAGAUUUGAACAGAGUAGAGCAGAGACUUGAACUCUUGCUGAUACGAGAGUGGGGUAAAGGGUCCUGAAACACUGUGUAGAGAAGAGCAGGACUCAUCUGCACUGCCAGUCCUCUGGGCUGACAGCAGCCAGUGAGCCCGAGUAUCUAAGUGUCUCCCCAGCCUCUGUGCUGGGAUGCCAAGUGCACAUCACCACAUCCGGCUUUUUUCUUGAUGCAGGUUCUGGGGAUCGAACUCAAGUCUGAACUCAUGCUCACAAGGCAAGUACUUUACUGAGUUAUGUCCCCAGCUUCUUUUCUACUUUUUAAGAUAAGAAUUGCCAUUAGCUGGUGUAAUCUGCUGUAGGUCUCCAUGUUGACCAAACCAAACCCAAUGGGUCACUCCUGAAACUCCCUUGGGCAACUUGCCAACCCUCAGGAAUAAGCAGCCUUCGAUUCAGUGAAAGGAUGCAGACCCAGCAGAGUGGUCCUCUGAGAACACAGCUGGUCUGUGCUCAGACAUCCAAGAAAGGGAAGCUCUCCGGGGAGCUGGAACCCAGCAGGAGGGAACAAGUGACUGCACUGCCCAGCACACCAAUUUCACCCACUAAAUAGGCUCAUUAACUACUGCUCCCUGGCAGCGUCUUAUUCACAGAGUGUACAUGCUGAGUAGACAUGUACAUUGGCCCCACAAAGGAAAACAUACGUUGGAGUCACUUCCAGAUGCCUAGAAGCUGUUUGACAAUACCAACAACAUGCCUAGAUUUGUUUCAUUCCCAGAACCCUCCAUGAUCUGUGGGAUGGGGACCGAAUGAACAAUGGAUUUGCAGUGUUCCUGGAAGGCUCCAUCUGCCAGGACAGUCAGAGAGAUGAUAGCCACUGAUUUAAAAACCUUGUCAUCUCCUGCAAGAACUUAUCUUUAUUCAGAAAUAAGAAGUUAUGUUUAAAACCAGUGUGUGGAAUGGCCAACGCCGUGAUCUGCUACAGGGGAGGCAGCUAGAACUUAGUAAGUCCUUCUCCACUCAAUUCUCCUGUCCUGCCCUAAGCCUGGUAUUCUGGUUGGAAAUCCUCACAGGUAUAAAAUGCCUGUCAAUUUCAUGUAUUUUCAACGGGAAUUCCUCAAGUCAGGACCCACAACCAAUCCCAUCAGAAACCUUCACGCUCUUCAGCUGUGCACUUUGCUUAUGAUGUGGAAAUUUGCACCUGAUCUCUUUGUACCUGCUCCCUGACCCUCCUUUGAUGGAGUAGCCACUGUGACCUGCCAGUUUGUCAGCUGUGCAGUCUGGGGCACACCAUACACUGACAAGAGCACAGCACAGGGAGCGUGGAGAGCAGAGGCUUUGCAGCCACCUAGACGUGGGUUUGAAUCCUCCAUUCUACGGUGGUUGAUGGUGUUUUGAGACAGUGUCUCUCUGUGUAGCCCAAAUUGGCCUGGAACUCUAGAUCCUCCUGCUUCUGUCUCCCAGUUGCUACAAGUACAGGUGUGCAUCACCACACAUGGCUCAUGCACUAUUAAACUCUCAUGCUAGUCCCUACCAUUACAGUGUACAAAAGCUGCCACUCACACCCGGUGUAUGAUUUGAUGUACACAUCAGACAGCCUUGAGCAGUGACAUGCUUAUCCCUCUGCAGGCACAACAGGAUUCAGCGAUAAGCCCCAGAUGAGUUAUUCAGUCUUCUUUGGAAUAAACACUGGCUUUCACUUGUCUUAUUUCAAUUCUGCAGUACUGGGACUCUGGGCCUUGUGCAUGGUAUCCAUGCCUCUACCACUGAGCCAAAUCUUCAGUAGGCUUUCCCUCUAGUUGAAGACAAAAAUCAAAGUUCACUAAACAACCACACUGAAACACCGAGUCCAAAAGGAAGGCAGCAGAGGGGCCAUUCCCCUGGUUUCAGAUAUCUGGGGGACUCCUGAAAGUUUCCUAGAGGGACUAGGAUAGAGGCGAGCAUGGCAGGUCCCUCUGGGCCUGCCCCUGGGAAGAUGAGAUGGCCCUCAGCCUACCUCCUUCAUUCUACAUCUGAAGGGCCAAGUAGGGCUUACUGAUAGGCCCGUGCUGUGUACAGACUUGGCUGGGUUCACCCAGGUAUGGUGGUAGCUGACUGAGAGCACUAAGGCUCAUGGCCCACACCUGUGCCAUGUCCCGCCUGACCUGAUUCCCAUGGCUGACAUCACAGCCAGCUUGCCAGAGGCCCUGUACUCUAUACCUGACCUCCUUGGAUGGAAGACCCACCUAGGGCAUGGACAGUAGGAGACACCCACAUUUCCCACUGGACUGCUGGCCCCUUCUGAGGACCAGUUCCUCACCUAGAAGGCACUGGUACAGUGGUCCCUCUAGGGCCAACAAGCUGUGAAAAUAACCUAGAACAGACUGAUGUGAGCCCCUGUUCCAGGCCCAAGCCCCUGUUCACAGUUAAGUAUUUCCUGCUCUGUCCACUGGGUCCUAAUUUCUGACUCACAGACACCUCCAUCUGCACUUGCCCAGAUGUGUCCCCAGUCGGAUACAGGGGUCUGUGGUACUCACGUUGGUGGGCUUGUAGCUACUGCUGUUGCUAAAAGAUGCCCCCAAACGACCUAAAAACUGCCACAGGGAGGGCAGCCCUGACUGAUACGGAAUCUGCAGCUUCUGCAGCUGUGUCUCUUUCUAGCUUCUGCAGAGUCAAGAUGGGCUAAGCCAGUCUGUCUGCAGCCUCACUCUAGACCCAGCAGCAGCAGCAGGCCCUGUCCAGUGACUGCAGGGCAAUACACAUCAACUUCCAAAUCCUACUUCUGAUGAUGGUCACUUGGUCACUUCCCUUUCUUUCUUGAAAGGGCACCUGGACUCAAAAAGGUUGAAAACAGUUAAGACUCGACACAAGCAGCACUCUUGGUUAACCCACAAAGUGAGCUCUUAGCCAUGUCUGGACUGUAGAGCUUCAGGUCAUACCAGCAUCCUAAACACUGUUCCUCCCGCACAAGGACUCCUGUGUCUGAAUGUCAGAUCUAUGUCCAUAUUUAGUAUGCAAUUAGUAGAGGAAUAAACAAGAAAUGGGGGAGGGAAGUCAAAAUGUUUUUCUUUGGAAAUAACUGAAGAGAAUCAAGUUGCUGUUAUU